This is a messenger RNA of Amphibalanus amphitrite, 2510 nucleotides long. RefSeq names its product 5-hydroxytryptamine receptor 1-like. The record is from RefSeq and is a predicted model, not a curated record. Lineage: Eukaryota; Metazoa; Arthropoda; Thecostraca; Balanomorpha; Balanidae. Gene Ontology annotation, cellular component: membrane. Bases 546 to 1910 code for a protein of 454 amino acids. The transcript has 3 exons. Gene Ontology annotation, biological process: adenylate cyclase-activating adrenergic receptor signaling pathway. Gene Ontology annotation, molecular function: G protein-coupled amine receptor activity.
UCAGUCGUCGUCGGGCUCCGCGAGGAGGGGCACGUCGGCUCCGACGCUCGGCGCGCGCGGCGUGCUCGCGCCGCUGACGGUCGGGUGACGAACGGUGACCGAGUGACGCCGCAGACGCUGACGGAGGGUGAGGGACUGUCCGGCACCACCUCUGACCCGUGACCUCAGCCGAGAACAGCAGCCGGUUUGUCGCCUAUCUGCCUGCUGAUCCGCUCAUCUGCUGGCUCGGCCGAAGCGGGAUCUGGCCCAUCGCUGGUCGGAGUACUUCGCCACACCGUACUGCUAGUCUCUUCGCCACCUUCCCGGCGGACACUCGGUUACCGCACACCCACACGAGUCAGACACUCGGUUACAGCACGCCAACACGAGUCUGUCUUCAGCCGGCUGCCGGGGGCAUACAGACCGGCAUACGGCCGCAGGCCAGCAGGCGGCAUCAGACGGGCCGCGGAGAGCUCGGUGUGCUGGUUUCUCCCACAGACCCACUGCAGGCCGCUCAAAGCUUGCGGACUCACCAGUGACGGACCGGGGACCGCCGCCGCGCCGCCAUGCUCUCUCUGAACGUGACGGCGGCGGAGGCCGAGCCGGUGGCCACCGCCGGGCCCGGCUACCCGUGGGAGGUGCGGCUCGUGCUGAUGAUGGUGCUGCCCGUGGUGAUCGCCUGCACCAUCGUCGGCAACGUGCUGGUCUGCCUGGCCGUCUGCCUGGUGCCCAAGAUCCGCAGCCAGCCGUACACGGUGCUGUACGUCUCGCUGGCCGUGGCCGACCUCUUCGUCGCCGUGCUUGUGAUGCCGAUCGCACUGCUUCACCUCUGGGCGGGCACGUGGCGCUUCGGGCGCACCCUCUGCGACGUCUACGUCUGCGCGGACGUCCUCUCCUGCACGGCGAGCAUCCUGAACAUCUGCGCCAUCAGCGUGGACCGGUACCAGGCCAUCACCAAGCCGCUGCAGUACUCGCAGUGGCACGUCGAGCGGCUCAUGGCCGCCUACAUCUGCGUGGUCUGGACGUGCGCCAUCGGCAUCAGCAUCGUGCCCAUCAUCAUCAUCGGCAACGAGCACGGCAACGACGACGCCUGCAACGUCAGCCAGAACAUCUACUAUCAGGUGUGGGCCACGCUCAUGUCCUUCUACCUGCCACUCGCCAUCAUCAUCUUCGUGUACAUGAAGAUCCUGAAGGCGGCGCGCAUCAUCAUCAGGCAAGAGCGUCGGUCGCAAGGUCACCUGCCCAAGAGGCCCGGCGCCGCGGAGGUCAUCAAGAGCGCCUCCGGUUACGACGUUCGGCUGUGCCAGGUGCACGAGGCGUGCGCGCGGGACGGCCGAGGGGGCGCCAUCAACAACAACGUGAGCAGUCGUCCGCGCGCGCGGCGCCGCUUCUGCCCGUGGUCGUUUGAGGUGCCGCGCGAGAAGAAGGCCUCGGUGACGCUGGGCAUCAUCAUGACGGCGUUCAUCCUCUGCUGGCUGCCGUUCUUCAUCCUGGCCGUGAUCCGGCCGAUGGUGGCACGCGACUCCAUCCCCGACUCCAUGUCCGACGUCUUCCUCUGGCUCGGCUACUUCAACUCGCUGCUCAACCCGGUCAUCUACGCCACCUUCAACAAAGACUUCCGGCGGCCGUUCCGGGAGAUCCUGUGCCUGCGCUGCCGCAACCUGAAGCUGCUGCUGCGGCAGGAGCAGUACUUGGAGCAGUACGGCGGCUCCCAGGGCUCCGGCUCCAGACAUAUGCAGGUGGAGCCAGCGCCAGUGCUGCCCGUCACCGGGUACCGCCCCUGCCGGUCGAGUACCACUGGUCUCGGUACCGAUACCGACCCGGUACCGGUACUGGUACGCGGCGCCUCGGACAUCGAGCUGGACCGGCUCACCGGCCGGCCGAGGUCGGCGGCGCUCCACAACGGCAUCUGCAGCGAGUCGGCCAUCUGAGGUGUGGGUGGGUUCGCGACGGGACAGGUGGGACUGAGUGGGAUGGAUGGGCUGGAUGGACCCGCCACCUGACAUCAGGUCUACUGACUACUGAGGGUGAGCGCAGGACGGAAGGAAGACGUCCUCAGUGAUAUCGAAACAAACACAGAGGAACGCUGUCAGUGACCGGAGGAUGCAGAACGCCCUUGGUGCUCGCGGGACACAGAGAACGUGCGUAAGUAAGUAGUGAUCGCGAGGCGCAGAGGGAUGUUGUUCUAGACCGGAGGGCGUGAAAGGAACUCCGGGGGACCCCACUGAGCUGCGUAGGAAUGAUAUGAACCCGAGCGAUAGCCCGGUGUGUGAUUUAGUGGCAGGCUGUGUCAGCCCCUUAGCUGUGUGAUAAGACGUGCACAUUAGGACUGUUUAGUGUUCAGAUGGACUGCCCGCGAAUUGAGUAUCGUCUCGAUCAACUGAGCUUAAACGGACAACUCAGCCAUGGAAGGUCCAUCAAUGUGCGGUUAUACAAUCAGCUUAGUUAGUAACCUACCUACUACCGAAAGAGGAAGAGAGAGAUAGAAUGAGAGAGAGAGAGAGAGAGAGAGAGAGAGAGAGAGAGAGAGA